AAAUUUAAAUUUAUAAAAGCAAAUUUGAAAUAUUUAUGAGUUAUAAUUUGUUAAGGAUUAAGAAUAUAAAACGACAAAAUAUUUAAAAAUCACAAAUGUAAUAAGUAAUUGUAAAGACCAAAUGCAAAUAAAAAUUUGAAACUUCAAAUUUGAAAUUUUAAAUAGUGACAUUUGUGAAGUUUUACUACUCAAAAUUUCAUAUUUAAAGUUCCACAACAAAAAUUUAUAUUUUUUUUAAAUAACAAAAAUCUUCUUCAAACGUAGUAAGAAACUAAAGCUCGAAAUUUUGCUUGUUAUCAUGACCAUAUAUGGAGACACGAUCAAACUUAAACAGUGGAGAAAUAACUACCCUAACGAAUUAUCAAACAGAAUUCAUCACUUUAUCAUUCAUACUCCAAAAAUAAAAAUAAAAAUCGUCCCAUCCUACGAUAACUUUUGUUUAUUUAAAUGUGUUUGUAUGGAAAAAUAUCUUUCAUACGUAUACAAUAGAUACAUAACACUUAAAGCUGGUGAAGUAAUAAUUAGAAGAGGCAGAGACAUUGAAAAAAGAAAGAAUUGAGUUUGUUUUUCGUCUAUGUAAAUACCGAUGAUGCCCUCACCUUUCUUAUUUCCUCAUUUGUCCCUUUCCUUUUUCAUGUUUAUUUCUAACUUCUCUGUCCCUUUCAAUCCUUCUCCACCAGAUAUCCUCUGAUUCGAUCCCCACAAUAUUUAUAAAACAAGCAUUUAUUUUCACUAAAUCAAUUAAAUUCCCCAAGAGUAGUUCCAGUUCUUUUAUUAUAUAAAGAAUAUAAUUAAUUCUUUACAAAUAAUACGAGAAAAUACAAAAUUCUAACUACAUACCUUCAGCUUAUCCUGCUUAAUAGUACUAAGUAAUUAACUCUGAUCAACUCUGAUCAUGCUGAUCAAAGUAAUGUUUAGUAAAUAAAAAAACUAUUUAUUAAACAAUCUUCUUUCUAAAUAUAAAAUUUUAUUCGAACUUUAAUCCAAAUGAACAUAUUCUGUCAUCUACUCACUUUUGUAUCACACUUUUUUCUUACAUAUACAAAUUUUUUAGGUCAUAUAUGUUAGUGAUAGAAAAUCUUAUAUAGUCACCAACUUUUUUUUUUUUUUUUGAAACACUGUUUUUUUGAAACACAUAGUCACCAACUUUUCAUUAUACCAUAUUAAUACUUGAAUAACUGAUUUUAGUGUGAGAAAUCAAAUUUUCAAGCUUAAAAGAAUAAUAUUGAAUAACUGGUUUUCUAAAUUUUGCAAAGCUUCUAUUUGGUCCCCAUCUGUGUAUAUAUAACUCAACACCUUCCACACUAUUUUCUAUAUCUCCCCCACAUACAAAACCUAAAAUCUCUUUUGCUUAAGUUCUUUUCUUGGUAAAGUAAAAGUUCACUCUCUCUCUCUAGAUCACUGUAUUCUUCCGAUCUAUUCUUCAUCUUGAUCUUGAAAUGGAGCAACCGCAACAUCAUCACCAUCACCAUCAACAAACCGACCAAGAGAGCGGUAACAACAAUAAGUCCGGCUCUGGUGGUUACCCAUGUCGCCAAACGAGCACAAGAUGGACACCAACGACGGAGCAGAUCAGAAUCCUCAAAGAUCUCUACUACAACAACGGAGUUCGGUCACCAACAGCCGACCAGAUCCAGAAGAUCUCUGCACGGCUGAGACAGUACGGAAAGAUCGAGGGUAAGAACGUCUUUUACUGGUUCCAGAACCAUAAGGCUCGCGAGCGACAGAAGAAGAGAUUCAACGGCACAACCAUGACCACACCAACAACUUCAUCCCCCAACUCGGUUAUGAUGGCCAACGACCAUUAUCAUCAUAACCAUCAUCCUCUUCUUCAGCACCAUCAUCAUGGUGUUACCAUGCAUAGGCCUGCUUCGGUCAAUAUUAAGCUUGACCAAGAAAAUCAUCUCCUUCAUCAGAACAUAUCUUAUCCCAACUUUCAGAACGGGAAUUUAAAUCAUGCAAGUUCAGGCGCUGAAUAUGGUGCUCUUAAUGCUUCUUCUAAUGGCUACAUGAGUAGCCAUCUCUAUGGAUCUAUGGAACAAGAUUAUUCAGUGAGCUACAACAACGUAAGUGGAGGAUGGACAAACAUGGAUCAUAAUCAUCAUUACUCAGCUCCAGCUUACAACUUCUUCGAUAGACCAAAGCCUCUGUCUGGACUGGAAGAUCAUGAAGAAGAAGAAUAUGGUGGCGAUGCUUAUCUGGAACAUAGUCGUACACUUUCCCUCUUCCCUAUGCACGGUGAGGAUAACAUCAACGGCGGUGGUGGUGCCUUUUUGAAGUACGGACAAUCGGACGGUCGUGAUUAUUAUGGUAGAGGCUCUUGUGCUUCUCUCAAGUUAUGUUUAAACUCCUACGCAGGCGUCUCACCGGAUUAAACUCCCUUUCGCCAUCUUUAUCUCUCUCUCUUAUGUUUCGCUGCUGACUAAUGAUGCAAUAAUCAUCUAAUAAUGAUAUAUCUCGUACGUAGUUUAGUUAUUUGUAAUUACUAAUAUCGCCUCCCCCGGUUAAGCUUUCAUUGAGUGCGUUUUUCUCCUUUUCUUUUUAAUGUAAGACGUUAAACUUUUAUUACUAUGAACCUGGAGUCUAUUUCAAUAGA
Molecule: messenger RNA, 2596 nt
Organism: Brassica napus (rape)
Lineage: Eukaryota; Viridiplantae; Streptophyta; Magnoliopsida; Brassicales; Brassicaceae
Product: protein WUSCHEL-like
Exons: 3
Coding region: 1440-2375 (311 amino acids)
Biological process (GO): plant organ development
Molecular function (GO): DNA-binding transcription factor activity; DNA binding
Source: RefSeq, a predicted model, not a curated record